Molecule: messenger RNA, 6407 nt
Organism: Myxocyprinus asiaticus (Chinese sucker)
Lineage: Eukaryota; Metazoa; Chordata; Actinopteri; Cypriniformes; Catostomidae
Product: 5'-3' exoribonuclease 1-like
Exons: 42
Coding region: 124-5241 (1705 amino acids)
Biological process (GO): nuclear-transcribed mRNA catabolic process; rRNA catabolic process
Cellular component (GO): nucleus
Molecular function (GO): 5'-3' RNA exonuclease activity; RNA binding
Source: RefSeq, a predicted model, not a curated record
GAAACAGCUCAUACAGAAACAUAACCGACAGAGCUAGCAUCAUCAAUCUAUGAAAUUCGGCUCAUCUUGGAUUCUUUAUAGAUUUGUACUCCAUUAAUCUUUUUUGAAGAGUUUGUAGUGAAGAUGGGAGUUCCGAAAUUUUACCGGUGGAUAUCAGAGCGCUAUCCGUGUCUGAGUGAAGUUGUCAAAGAGCAUCAGAUCCCAGAGUUUGACAACCUUUAUUUAGAUAUGAACGGAAUCAUCCACCAAUGUUCCCACCCUAAUGAUGAGGACGUACACUUCCGUAUUUCUGAGGAGAAGAUUUUCGCUGACAUUUUCCACUACCUGGAGGUGCUCUUCCGCAUUAUCAAGCCCAGGAAAGUCUUUUUUAUGGCGGUGGAUGGAGUUGCACCCAGGGCCAAGAUGAACCAGCAGCGUGGGAGAAGAUUCAGGUCAGCAAAAGAAGCCGAGGAGAAAAUCAAGAAGGCUUUGGAGAAAGGCGAAGUUUUACCCACAGAGGCCAGAUUUGACUCUAACUGCAUCACGCCUGGAACGGAUUUCAUGGCCAGGCUACAAGAGCAGCUUAAAUAUUUUGUUCACUAUAAGCUGUCCACAGACAAAACAUGGCAGGGAGUAAAUGUGUAUUUGUCUGGUCAUGAGACCCCUGGUGAAGGAGAGCACAAGAUAAUGGAGUUCAUUCGCUCUGAGAGCGCCAAGCCGGGUCAUAACCCAAACACAAGACACUGCCUUUACGGUCUGGAUGCUGACCUGAUAAUGCUUGGCUUGACCAGCCAUGAGCCUAAUUUUUCUCUCCUCAGAGAGGAGGUACGCUUCGGAGGCAAAAAGUCACAAAAGAGGAUAUCAGCUCCUGAGGAGACGACCUUUCACCUGCUCCACCUCUCGCUUAUGAGGGAAUACAUUGACUAUGAGUUUUCAGAGCUCAGGAAAAAGAUCUCAUUUGAGUAUGACCUGGAGCGGAUCAUAGAUGACUGGGUUCUGAUGGGUUUCCUGGUGGGGAAUGACUUCAUCCCUCAUCUUCCUCACCUGCACAUCAAUCAUGAUGCACUGCCGCUGCUCUACCGAACUUACAUCAGUGUGCUGCCCACUAUCGGGGGCUACCUGAAUGAAAACGGUCACCUCAACCUUGCCCACUUUGAGAAGUACUUGGAGAAGCUCUCGGAUUUUGACCGUGAUCACUUCAACGAGGUGUUUGUGGAUCUGAAGUGGUUUGAGAGUAAGGUGGGGAACAAAUACCUGAACGAGGCAGCUGGGCUGGCAGCCGAGGAGGCUGAUAUCAAAGACAUGAAGAAGAGUAAGGCUUCAGACGGCUCCCUCUGUCUUGCUGCACUUGAUGGAGUCAAGGACUCUAACAGCACUCCAGGAAGAGCACCAGAAGGAACAGAUGAGGACGGUGAGGAUGAUGAUAUGUUUGAAACAGAGUUUCGACAAUAUAAGCGCACCUAUUACAUGACCAAAAUGGGUGUUGAAGUCGUUUCAGAUGAAUUUUUGGCCAAUCAGGCUAAAUGUUAUGUGGAAGGGAUCCAGUGGAUCUUACACUACUACUACCAUGGAGUUCAGUCCUGGAGCUGGUAUUACCCGUACCACUAUGCUCCCUUCCUAUCUGAUGUGAGAAACAUUUCUAGUCUCACUUUGACCUUUGAGCUGGCCAAACCCUUCUUGCCAUUCGAGCAGCUCUUGGGUGUCCUGCCUGCAGCCAGCAAAGACCUACUUCCACAGUGUUACCAGCACCUAAUGACAUCACCAAGCUCACCCAUUGUUGAGUAUUACCCACAAGACUUUAGAACAGACCUGAACGGCAAACAGCAAGAGUGGGAAGCUGUGGUGCUCAUCCCGUUUAUUGAUGAGAAAUGCUUGUUAGCUGCAAUGGAGCCCUACGCCCAUCAAAUGACCCCGUCAGAGAAAGCCAGGAACAGACAUACCGAGUGUGCUGUCUACUGCUUUGAUAAAGAGCUGGACUAUGCCUACAACUCGCCAUUACCCCAAAUCCUUUCCGACAUCAUCCACUGCCAUGUCAGGCAAACGCCAAUCCCGAUGGAUGCAUGGCGUGUGUCACUGGAUCACGUAGGGCGCAGGGUUGACCGAGGAGCUCUUUACUUCAGUGGCUUCCCCACCUUACAACACAUCCAGCAUAAAUUUUAUAAGAAGAAAAGUGGGGUGAUGGUGUUUCAACAAAGCAGCAGAGGAGAGAGCAUGAUACUGGAGAUUUUAGACAGCCAAGAGAUGGAACAGGUAGAUAAUGUUGCAGCACUGGUUCUCGGAAAGCCUGUGUUUGUGAACUGGCCCCAUCUAAUGGAAGCUCGAGUAGUAGCUGUUUCAGAUGGAGAAAUUAAGUAUUCUUUAGAGGAACCCUCAGGAUCACAGAUGCUGUAUUUGGGGAACACUUCUCCCCCUGCUAAAGUGACCAAUCUGACUGAUAAAGAGCAGAAGGAGUGGGUUAAAGAGGUGCAAGGCCUCACAGAGCACUUCGGCAAGCGUAAAGGCAUUGUGAUCAGUGAGACGGAUGUGGUAGUAUACGCCCAGCUGCUGACAGGCAGGAAGUAUGUCAUCGGUCAGAACGGAAAGGUCCUUUUGGAGAAGCAGUUUGCCAAACAGGUCCUGCCCUAUCCAUACCAGACCAUUGUGAAGGAUAUCAAAGCCUUUGACUCUUCAAUGGCACACUUCAAGACAUUGGAGGAGCUUUUCCCCCCAGGAAUCUCAGUAUUUAUGGUUGGAAACCCAUAUUAUGGUGCAAUAGGAGAUGUGCAAGACUCUAGUGAUGUCAUCAGUGAGGGACGAGUCAGAGUGGUCUUCUCUAUACCAUGUGAUCCUCAACUUGAUGCCUUAAUACAGAACCAGCAUAAAUACUCUGUGAAGUACAGUCCCGGGUAUGUGCUUGCCUCCCGCCUCGGAAUCACUAGCUACCUCGUCUCAAGGUUCUCCGGUAGCAUCUUCAUUGGAAGAGGAUCCAAGAAGAAUCCUCAUGGAGAGCAGAAAGUGAAUGUGGGCCUUAAUCUCAAGUUCAACAAGAAGAAUGAGGAAGUUCCUGGAUACACCAAGAGAACAGAAAAGGAGUGGCUCUACUCUGCUGCUGUAGAGGAACUGUUAUCUGAAUACUUAGAAAGAUUUUCAGAAGUGUUUGACUUUGUAGCGAGAAAUAGUCACGAUGACUUCCUUUAUGAAGAUGACAUCUGGCCAGGAGAGGAUGAGAAUGGGGCUGAGAAGAUCCAGGAGAUCCAGACCUGGCUUAAAACUAACCCCGUCAGCUCUUCCUCCCGAUCGUCAUGUGACCUUCAGAUCCUGGACACUGGCAUUGUGGAGAAGAUUGAGGAGGAGCUGGAGAAAACCAAGGCAAAGAAGAUGAACAAGAAAGUGCGUGUCACUGUGAAGCCUUACCUGCUCUUCAGGCCGCUGGAGCAGCAGCAUGGUGUAGUUCCUGAUCCUGAGGCAGAAUACAACCUGUUUGACCGUGUUGUGAACGUCAGAGAGAGUUUCUCUGUUCCACUCGGCCUUCGAGGAACUGUCAUUGGUAUCAAAGGAGCUGAACGAGAGGCUGAAGUUCUGUAUGAGGUCCUGUUUGAUGAGGAGUUUGCUGGAGGACUCACUAUCAGGUGCUCUCCUGGUCGUGGCUAUCGAUUGCCCCCCAGUGCCUUAAUCAACCUGAGUCAUGGCAGCAGGAAGGAAAAGGGUUCACACAAACUCACUGCCGUUGUCAAACCACAGCCCUCUUCCUCACAUCCAGCACACAAGAGCCAGCUAGGUGGCCUUAACCACUCGCCACGCUCACCGUUUAUACCUACACAGCAGCAGAAUGGCCAACAAAGUUUUAAUCUCAGGGCUGACACUCAGGGCAACAGACACUCGCCUCAUAAAGCCCUCAACCAGAAAAACCAACACAAGGACUCUAGUACAGAGAUGGAGUUCAGUAAUGUGUGGCAGUCUCUGCAGAGUUCAGGAAUACCCCAGAAACCACCUGCUCACUGGCAAAACAAUGCUUGGAAAAGCAGUGGAUCAGAGCCACAACAGCGGCAACUGGAGGUACAAAAUAAACAGAGCCAAGGCAACGACUCAUCCAACAAACCUGCUGCAGGUGGCAAUAUUAGACUGCUCAAGAGAAAUGAUAAUUUGAAUGCUGCUCUCCUACAGGGGCCUUCAGAUAAGGUAUCCACAGAAUUUGAAGAGCUAAUAGCUAAUCUGAUGAUCUCAAAGGAGCCUGAGCCCACCCAGUACCAUCCGCCUAAAGACCCCAAGAGCCAAUCAGGAGAGCCUCUCUCUCCACAUUCCUUUGCCAUGAAGGGAACUCUGGUGUUGAAAGAAAUGUUGAAAAUUGACAACUCGGCAACAAGUUCAUCUGCCCCUGACUCUACUUCAUUUUCUGGAGGCCAGAAUUCGGAAACCCCCACCACCCAACAGCAACAACAGAGCAAGAGACGCUCCAGCAAAAAGCUAGCUGCUCGGAUAAACACACCUCAGAAUGAGGCCCCAGCACUUCCUCUGUCAGGCCAGCCUCCCAUCCUGCCCAGCAUAGCUGCUGAGCUCGGCCGGGUGUGCAUGAAUCUAGGGAUGGGACCUCCGGAGUUUGCCUUUCUCCACAACAGACAGAGUCUAACAGUGUGUCAGGUGAAAUUGUCGAAUGGUCUGCUGGUGCACGGUCCUCAAUGUCAUUCUGAAACCGAAGCCAAAGAGAAAGCUGUGCUCUUUGCCCUUCAACGCUUGAACUCGUUGGGUUCAUUUCCACUGCCUCCUUCCAUAUUCCCUGCAGUUCAGCAGAUGAGGCCUCUCGCACCUCAUCCCACUAUGUUUAGUCAGCCACCAGGUGGUCUUUUGAUGCCCCCACAAGGCUUUGGACCACUUCACUGGGGUAUGCAACUUCCUCACCAGGGGCAGCCAUUCUAUGGAGGAACAUUCCCUGGAGCAUGGCCCCCUGCAUCCACUUCAGCCGGCGGAUCUCAUAACCAGUUUGUUCCCCUCCAGGUGACCAAGAAGCGAGUUUCAGGCCAAUCCAGGAACCAAGAGGCAAAACAGCUGUCAACCAGCACUGCCAAUGCUGGUCAGAUCGAGGGCAGCGGACCUUCUCAACCAGCUUCAGUGCCCCCAUCAGAUCACAAGACCCACACGCACACCCAUGAGCCUGCAGAGAAGCCCACCCCAACCACACCUAAGACACCCAGGCAAAAGACCAACACUCACACGCCUGGCUCGGCCUCCAAGCGGAAACACAGGAAACUCGCAGUCAACUUUGAGGCUGCUAAAGUGACGGACUGAAAUCAUUUUACCAUGCAGUCUGUCUCUCAUUAGCUCUCCAAAUUAUCAUAAUUACAAAAGAGCGCUAUGACAGUUGUCUAUGUUUUCAUGACUCGAUCAUGCUUGUAGAGACAUAAUUUAUACAUCUCUGGCUCCAAAAUUGUUUUGUAUUCGUUUUAGUUUUGAGUGGCGAAGAAAACUUUUAUUGCUAUUGAUUACUGCACCAAAUGAUCAUAGAAUAGUUGAUCAUGAAAGAGGUUUUAUGUUUACCUCAGCUCUUUUUUGACUGAAUAUCAAAUCCUUAAGCUUUUAUUAUGAUCACUGGUUACUUCCCAGCACUGGAUUUUAAUGUUCAAAGUGCAAUAAUUAGUUUUGUAGGAACAUUAUGUACACGGAAGUAAUACAAUUUGACACAAACUGCCACAAUGUACCAUCUGUACUGAGAUUUUUGUUUUUGUUUUUUGUUUUUUUACAUAUAUGUUGCACAGUUUUGCUGUCCAGCAUGGGAGAACAGAUAAUCUUAUCUUCUUAAGGUGUAACUUUAGAACGCAGUUAAACAGGCUGAACCCUUGGAGCCAGUUUCAGAGGUUCGAAUUAAACCCAGUGCUGUUCUAAAAAUUUUUGGAACUACUAAUCUACAGUAGGUGUUAAAACCAGCCUAUUAUGUUCACGCAGAGAUGUAAGCAAAUAUAAUCUCUGUGGACCCAUGGUCAGGUGGGGGAUGCAAAUUUGAACACAACUGCCUUUCUAAUAAGAUGUUGUUUAUUGCUUGAUUUUUGUAUUUUCAUGUGGGUUAUGGACAUUUCAAACUGAUUUUAUUUUUAUAUUAGCCUACCUUUAUUUCCUGGGGAGGUGUUAAAGUUCUAUGAUUUUAAAAUGAAUUUUGAGUAUUAAGAUCCAUGGAUUUUAUAUGCACCAUUUUACAAAUGGGUAAAUAGCAAUUAUUAAUAUUUCUCUUUCAAGCUGUGCUCGUGGCCUUUUGUUUUCAUCAUCUCUGCAUAUUUGUAUCCCAGCAGAUCUUUUUUGUCCAAGUUUUAAAAUGUUGAAAUUACGAACGUAAACACGUUAAUUUUUAAAAGCAUUAUGUUGUUUAUUUAAUGACUUGAAAAAAAUGAGUGCACCUCCUAAUUAGGUGGCAUGCUGUAAAUGAACAUUUUGUUAUCAUAAUAAACAUUUUGCUAUCAUAA